Armigeres subalbatus is the source of this 5522-nucleotide messenger RNA. RefSeq lists its product as uncharacterized. NCBI's taxonomy places the organism in Eukaryota, Metazoa, Arthropoda, Insecta, Diptera, Culicidae. Gene Ontology annotation, biological process: DNA integration. The coding region runs from base 1887 to 5522 and encodes 1211 amino acids. Gene Ontology annotation, molecular function: zinc ion binding; nucleic acid binding. The transcript has 4 exons. The record is from RefSeq and is a predicted model, not a curated record.
CCCCCUUCGGCGCGAGCAAGCGUGAAGCAACAAAGGGACGAUCGGCUAUAUAUUAGCUGGUCGGUAGCCAGUGCGGCUCAUUCCCUAUUCGGACGCGGCGACGAACAGAAGAUAGAGAAAGGCGAGCAGGCUUAUUGGUAUUCGGACGUGAAGAAGAGCAGAGCAGCAGCCACCCCGGCUGAUUCCCACCCUUCGGCGCGAGCAAGCGUGAAGCAACACAAGGACGAUCGGCUAUAUAUUAGCUGGUCGGUAGCCAGUCCGGCUUAUUCCCUAUUCGGACGCGGCGACGAACACAUCGAGCAGAGCAGCAGCCACCCCGGGUGAUUCCCACCCUUCGGCGCGAGCAAGCGUGAAGCAACAAAGGGACGAUCGGCUAUAUAUUAGCUGGUCGGUAGCCAGUGCGGCUCAUUCCCUAUUCGGACGCGGCGACGAACACAUCGAGCAGAGCAGCAGCCACCCCGGGUGAUUCCCACCCCCACCCUUCGGCGCGAGCAAGCGUGAAGCAACAAAGGGACGAUCGGCUAUAUAUUAGCUGGUCGGUAGCCAGUGCGGCUCAUUCCCUAUUCGGACGCGGCGACGAACAGAAGAUAGAGAAAGGCGAGCAGGCUUAUUGGUAUUCGGACGUGAAGAAGAGCAGAGCAGCAGCCACCUUGGCUGAUUCCCACCCUUCGGCGCGAGCAAGCGUGAAGCAACACAAGGACGAUCGGCUAUAUAUUAACUGGUCGGUAGCCAGUCCGGCUUAUUCCCUAUUCGGACGCGGUGACGAACAGAAGAUAGAGAAAGACGAGCAGGCUUAUUGGUAUUCGGACGCGAAGAAGAGCAGAGCAGCAGCCAUCCCGGGUGGUUCCCACCCUUCGGCGCGAGUAAGUGUUAAGCGACAAAGGGUCGAUCGGCUAUAUAUUAGCUGGUCGGUAGCCAGUCCGGCUCAUUCCCUAUUUGGACGCGGCGACGAACACAUCGAGCAGUGCAGCAGUCACCCUGAGGAACAAUGAACACAGAUAAAGUUAUGGCCACCAGUCACGACAAUGGCGCAGUCGGUGGCGAUAAGCUUCUCGAGAAAAGGUGAGUUAAGAUAAUUGACAGCAAGACGCUUGUUUUGUUUGAACUUUUGAUGGAAGAAAGGAAUUCAUUGGUAGAGGAAUGAAGAAUUAUGGACUCUCAUUGGAAAGGGAGAGAUAGCGAUAGAUAUCAUCAAAACAAACUCUUAAAGAAAUGGAGGAAGCUGAAUAGUUGAUAAGCAUAGGUGAACUCUUAUAGGAAUGGAAGAGUGUCACGUGUAAAGAUGAUUCAUCUAUCAUAGGAAAGGAAAAGAUAGCUAUUCAUGAGAAGCGAUUUCAAAGGAAGAUAACUCUUAUAGAAAAGGAAGAGUGUCACGUGUAAAGAUGAUUGAUCUCUCAUAGGAAAGGGAGAGAUAUAGUUCGUGUAGAGUAAUUCCAAUAGAAGUAAAGGCAACUCUUAAAUGAAAGAAACAGAGUCACAUGUAAAGAUGAUUGAUUUCUCAUGGGAUAGGGAGAGAUAGCGUUCGUGAAAAACAACUCGAAUAGAAGUAUAGAGCUCUAAUAGGAAAAAGAAAAGUGUCACAUGUGAAGAUGUUUAUUAUUUGUCCAGAAAUGAAGAGAUAGUUUUUGGGAAUACAAACGCUUAAAGGAAUGGCACAGGCUAGACAAUUGACUUCUUGAAGGAAAAGUGAGAUUCAAUGUAGGUAGUCUGAAAAGAAAAAGAUCGUUUUGAGCAUGGACUUUUAUUUUGUAGAGCUGAGUUGAAAUAUUAGUGAUAAGAAAUAUUUUUCAAAACAAAGUUCUGAAUCUUUUUUUGUUCACUCUAUCCACAGGAAUGCGAAAGACAAGACAACUAAGAAAUCAAAGUCUGAGCUGUCAAAAUCGAAAAUGGAAUCAGAAAGAAACCGUAAAGAUAAAGAGGACCUGAUAUCGAUAAAAAUUAAAGACGAGCUGUCGAAAAUGAAAGCAGAGUUGGAGAAAACCCGACGAGAGAAAGAAGAAUUGAGUCAAACCUUGGCUGCCAUGGAUCGCACUGAGGAUUUCAUGGAAGCAAGGUCGAGUACUAUGCGAGACGAUCAACCCAGUGGCAAUGAUACAUUGCUUAUGCGAAUCAACAACAUGUCUUUAGGCAGUCUAAACAUUCCGGAGUGUGUGCCGACUAUGGGUGAUACCGAGCUCAACAAAAGAGUCUACGAUCAUUGGAAAAACGUCUUCAACGCUUCGAUGAAUCUGAUUCAGGCAACGGAUGAGUCUACAAAAAGCGAUCUAUUCAGGAUAAAAGCAGGACCAUGGCUGCUUGAAUUGCUAGAUGGAACGACUACGCAGACAGGAAUGCCAGAUGAAAGAACGUUCCCGUACUCGAACUAUAUUGCCCGUUUAGACGGUUACUUUAGUUCCAGAGCGUACAUAUUGUCUCAGCGCAGCAAAUUAGCCAACAUGGUGCAGAAAAAGGGCGAAGCGAACAUCGAAUACGUGAAAAGAGUAGCUGCUUCUUCGAAACUGUGCAACUACAAAACAGACGAGGAGUUUGAAGCUAUAUCUCGUACUGUCACCAGAGGAUCAACAGACAGUCGGGUGAGAACUCUGGCUUAUCGAGUGCUCACUGAUGGUGGAUCAAUCAACGAAUUGAUCGAUCAAGUCCGGAUCCGAGAAGUGGAGCUGGAAAAUGAGGAGGACUAUAGGAGACUGCAUCAUCAAAGAACUGCUACCGUUGCAGCAAUUUCUCGUCAACCAAGCGAAGGUAACUACCGUCGUGGUCAGUUCGACUCAGCUAGAAGAUAUUCUAGCAACCGUGGAGGUGGAAGAGAUGGGUCUAAUAGAGGACCAAUAAGAAAUUCAAGACAUUCUCAAGCUUGUUGGAGAUGCUGGAGCGCAUAUCACUCACCUGAAGACUGUUUUCAUCGUGAUAAAGUAUGCCGCAACUGUGAUCGCCGAGGUCACAUUGCGCGAGCGUGUCAGCAAGUUAAGCAAGAAACACAAAAACGCCGUUGGACGGGAGAGGAGAGCGAUCUUCCUUCCAAGGUUGCAGCAGUUCAGAAAGUGGAAGAUGACAAAGAACAGACACAGGUUGUCUGUUUACCACCAGAGGAGAAGGAGAACACGCCUGAAGUCAAAACACCAGACAAGAAAAUAUCUGAGAUAGACAAAGUUGAUACAUGCGUAUCUGACGAUAGCACAGCAUACGUGGCAGCAUAUGUGGCAGGGGUCAAGGUUACAUUUUUUAUUGAUUCUGGGGCUCAGGUCAACACUAUCACGCAAGAAUCGUUUGAUGAGAUUUUGCAAGACGAAACUGCUAGACAAUGCUUGGUUGAAUUAAGCUACGUGUCAGAUAAACCCCUUCGCGCGUAUGCAUCUGAAGAUAGCAUUGAGGUGGUAGCCACCUUUUCUGCGGAGCUUUUUGUCUCCGAUGAGAGACCCGUCACAGUUGAAAAAUUCUACGAAGUGCACGAGACAAGAGCUCUGCUAGGCUUCAAUACGGCUACCAGAUACAGCUUGCUGGCUGUCGGACUAGGAGUACAGACGGGAGGAACCAUGGAUCGUGCUUGGCCUUGCGAGUUUUCUGUGAAUAGCAUUCUAGCAGACAAAACAUCAGAAUUUCCAAAGUUCAAUAUACCACCAGUAACGUUGAGCUAUGAUAAAACGAUGCCGCCAUCAAGAAACGUUUACACGUAUAUUCCAGCCGCCUUCAAAGAGCUGACCUUGCGAAGAUUGACUGAGUUACAGGAAUCUGGAAUUAUCGAAAAAGUCACAACGGGCAUGGAUAGAAGUUUCUGUUCAUCAUUAUUAGUCAUUCCCAAAGGAAAAUCGGAUAUUCGUCUUGUUGUAGACUUGCGUGGGCCUAACAAGUGCAUACAUAGGACACCGUUUAAGAUGCCGACAAUGGAGUCGAUUUUGUUGGAGUUGCAUGGCGCUAAGUUUUUUUCAACAAUAGAUUUGACUAACGCCUUUUUUCACAUUGUGCUCGACGAGAAUUCGAGGCACCUCACAAACUUUUUUGCGGGCGAGUCACUCUACAGGUGUUGUAGAUUACCCUUCGGACUAACGAAUGCGCCAGAUAUUUUCCAGGAGGUAAUGCAGACAAUUGUGUUGGCUGGAUGCAAUGGAACUGUUAAUUACCAGGAUGAUGUUCUGGUCUUUGGCAGUACAAAAGAAGAGCACGAUCAGAACCUGCGGGAAGUAAUGAAAAGACUCGAUGAACACAAUAAGGUGGCACUGGCCAUGGUAUGGGGUGUCGAACGUUUUUCGGUCUACUUAUUGAGCAUAGAUUUUACAAUUAGAACGGAUGCAGAGUCAAACGAGUUUAUAUUCGGAGGACUUCACAGAAUCGGCAAGCGGGCAGUUUCUCGAGCCGAAGCAUGGGCGCUACGGUUGCAGCCAUAUAACUUCAAGGUGGCACGAGUGUCUGGAGAAAAGAACGUAGCUGAUGCGCUGUCGCGUUUAGUUGUAGAAACGCAGUCAGCCGAUUCUUUCGACGACGGCACCGAUAAGCAUCUCUUGUACCUAUUGGAUACUGGCAAGAUAGAAUUCACGUGGGACGAAAUAGAAAGUGAAGCGGAAAAAGACAGUGAACUGGUAGAAGUGUGUGAGGCAAUUAAAACAGGACAUUGGGAUAAGCAUCUAAAAAGAUACGAAUCAGAAUCAAAAAGUCUAAGAGUUCUUGGAGCCUUAGUAUUCAAUAGAGAUCGUGUAAUUCUGCCUCAUGCAUUACGCAAAAAAGCACUUGUUUCAGCUCACCAAGGACACAUGGGGGCAGCCUCCAUGAAGAAAAUUUUGCGAAACUACUUUUGGUGGCCAGGAAUGGCCAAACAAGUUGAAGUUUUUGUUCAAAAUUGUGAAACAUGUAUUCGAAUGUCACGAAAAAAUCCACCGAUUCCUCUGACAAGCAGAAUAUUACCGGAUGGGCCAUGGGAAGUGCUCCAAGUAGACUUUUUCUCCUUCAAGGACUGCGGAUCAGGAGAGUUUCUAGUAGUGGUUGACACCUACUCAAGGUAUUUGCACGUUGUUGAAGUAAGAACCACUGAUGCGAACUGCACGAAUGAAGCGUUAUGUCGAAUUUUUGAGGUAUGGGGAUAUCCCUUGACGAUUUGCAGUGACAACGGUCCACCAUUCCAAGGUGACACUUUCGUAAAGACUUGGGAAGAUCGAGGUGUGAAAAUUCAAAAAUCAAUACCGUUGAGCGCACAGUCAAAUGGAGCCGUAGAACGGCAGAAUAAGGGACUGAAAGAUGUUCUAACCGCAGCAAAACUCGACAAAAUUAAUUGGAAAUUAGCAUUGGAGAAAUAUCUUCAUAUGCACAAUAAAGUGCGACCGCUUUCUAGAUUGGGUGUGACGCCGUUUAAGCUGUUGGUCGGCUGGCGUUUCCGAGGCACGUUUCCGUUUUUGUGGGAAACAAUUUCACCGCAAGAUAUUGACAGAACCGAUAUUCGAGAAAAGGAUGCCGCAUCGAAACUUGACAGCAAAAUUUAUGCCGACAGAGUUAGAGGAGCAGUGAACUCGGAUAUCACAGUAGGAGAUAAUGGAUAG